Messenger RNA from Aspergillus melleus, 864 nucleotides. RefSeq names its product nicotinate-nicotinamide nucleotide adenylyltransferase. The transcript has a single exon. Lineage: Eukaryota; Fungi; Ascomycota; Eurotiomycetes; Eurotiales; Aspergillaceae. Bases 1 to 864 code for a protein of 287 amino acids. Gene Ontology annotation, molecular function: nicotinamide-nucleotide adenylyltransferase activity; ATP hydrolysis activity. The record is from RefSeq and is a predicted model, not a curated record. Gene Ontology annotation, cellular component: nucleus; cytoplasm.
AUGUCCACCGCCUCGUUCCAGAGCCUCCGGGCCAAGUACGGGACUGCGUUGAAACAAUUUAUCCAAUCGACCCGCAACUUCGAGGUUCUGGGCUCUGUCUCACUCUCCCCCGAGCGAUCCCACUCUUCUCCCCCGCAGGUGCUGUACGUGCUGGAUUCCUCUUUUAACCCCCCGACCCUGGCCCAUCGCCGCAUCGCCAGCUCCGCUUUACUAGAGAAUCCCGACCGCCCGUCUCGGCUCUUACUGCUGCUGGCCACGCAGAAUGCGGACAAGCCAUCAAAACCGGCCGGGUUCGAGGACCGUCUGGCGAUGAUGGAGCUGUUUGCUCGGUAUCUCAUCUCUUACACGGAGAGCCUCCUACCGGCCCCGGACCGGCAGUCUCUCCCCGACGUCGACAUCGGGGUCACCAAGAAGCCGUACUUCGUCGACAAAGCGGCCGACAUUGACGCGGCGGGCGUCUACCCCGCGUCGCUCGAGCAGAUCCAUCUGACGGGCUUCGACACGCUGAUCCGCAUCUUCAACCCCAAGUACUAUCCGCCCACGCAUACGCUGCAACCUCUGGGACCGUUCCUCUCGCAGCAUCGCCUGCGCGUGACCUUGCGCCCGGAUAGCGACUGGGGGAGUCGCGAGGAGCAGGAGGCCUACCUUCGCACGCUGGCCCAGGGCGGUCGCGAGCAGGAGGGCGGGAAGCGUGAAUGGGCCGACCGCAUCCACCUGGUAGAAGGCAAGAAGCCGGAGGAGCGUUCGGUGAGUUCGACCAAGGCUCGCGAGGCCGUGGAGUCCAACAAUCCGCAGGAUCUGGACUGGCUGGUUCCGCCCGAGGUUCGCGACUUUAUUCUCGCAAUGGAGCCGUAUAAGGGGUGA